ACUUUAAGUUUUGCCUCCGUUUGAAUGAAAAAGAUGGCGUCGUCUUAUGACAACGUGCAAGUGUCCAUCCUUUCGGACGACGAAAGAUUUGUACAUUUAACAGAUGAACCCGUCAAACUUGAACUGUCACGACAAACAGAUUGUGUAACCUUAACAUUGUUUAAAGGAGGGAACAAAUUUCAUCUAAUUACAAUAACAUCAAGUACAGAAUACUCUCGAUAUGGAAAACAGGGCUUUAUUUUUACAAAUGAAGACAAAAGUUCAUUGGUCAGAUUUCCAAGUAUACAUGCCAUGAAACAGUUUCAGUUUAGAUUUAAAGAAAUGAGGAGUGUAUUAAAAUCGGUAUUUACAGAGAGAACAGAAGAAGCAUCUGCUGUUCAAUACUUUCAGUUUUAUGGAUAUUUAUCACAACAACAGAACAUGAUGCAAGAUUAUAUUCGAACAUCUACCUACCAGAGAGCUAUUUUGGCCAAUUUAAUAGAUUUUCAUGACAAGGUUGUGUUAGAUGUUGGUGCUGGAUCAGGUAUUCUUUCCUUUUUUGCUGUACAGUCAGGUGCCAGGAAAGUUUACGCUGUCGAAGCCAGUAGUAUGGCAGAAAAGUGUGAGGAAUUGGUCAGACACAACAAACUUUCUGAUAAAAUAAUUGUUAUACCUGGAAAAGUGGAAGAAAUAGAAAUACCAGAAAAAAUAGACACAAUCAUAUCUGAACCAAUGGGUUAUAUGUUAUUUAAUGAACGUAUGCUUGAAAGCUACUUACAUGCCAAGAAAUGGUUGAAACCGGGAGGAAAAAUGUUUCCUUCACUGGGUGAUUUACAUAUAGCACCGUUUACAGAUGAAGCUUUAUACAUGGAACAAUUCUCUAAAGCUAAUUUUUGGUGCCAGCAAUCAUUCCAUGGUAUUGACUUGGGAAGUUUAAGGAGUGCAGCAGUGGAAGAAUAUUUUAAACAACCUAUAGUUGAUACAUUUGACAUCAGAAUUUGUAUGUCAAAGUCCCAUAAAUACACAGUAGACUUCGAGCAAGCAAAUGAAGAAGACUUACAUGUGAUAGAUAUACCUCUAACAUUUACCAUGACACAGUCUGGCAUGGUACAUGGCUUAGCCUUCUGGUUUGAUGUAGCAUUCUUAGGCUCAUCAGAAGCAGUUUGGCUAUCAACAUCACCCACUGAAACAUUAACUCACUGGUAUCAAGUACGGUGUUUGUUACAAAACCCUAUAUUGGUCAAACAAGGACAAACUUUAAUGGGAAAAUGUGUUCUCAGGUGCAAUACAAGACAAAGUUAUGAUGUAGACAUAGAAUUGAAUAUUCCAGGAACUUCAUCUAAAUCUCAAAAUACAUUAGAUCUCAAAAAUCCCUUCUUCCGGUACACAGGCCAACAACCAUCACCACCUCCGGGAACAAAUAACACAUCACCUACAGAUAAUUACUGGAAUUCAACAAUGCUUAAUCAGACAAACUAUAUGAAUGGAAUUUUAAAUGGAAUGAAUGGUAUGCAGGACCAACAGACAGUACAAAUCUUAAAUCAGCAAGGAGUUAUACAACAAAACCUCAUCCCUGUGUCAAAUAUCUCAGCACCAAUAAAUCCAGGUAGCAUCCCCAGUGUUAUUAAUUUGGUUAGUGCUCAUGCAAACAGAACAUCCGUGGGCGGAGGAAUCAGCCCAGUUAACUUCGCACAAACACAAUCACAGAGUGUGAUGAGUGGUGGUAAUGCAGGAAGUUUCCCUGUUAGUAACCAGUUUAUGAUUGGAGACUAUGUAAUGCCAGGAAAUGUGGUCCAUAUAAAACCUGAAUCUGUGCAACAAUGAUCUGAUAUCAUAAGAAAUCUUGUCUUUCAUAUACCUCAAGUGUAUGCCAGAAAUGUACCAACUUUUAUAACUACCCUUAAGGCUAAUGUACAAGGACAAAAAUGUGGAGGGUUAAAUCCAUUGAUGGCAGCAAUUCUUCCAAAACAUUGCAGAAUUUUUCAAGGGAUACUAAUGUUGUAAAUGUGGUAUUUAAGUAAAAUGACCCUUGUAGAAUAUAGUACUCCAGUUAUAUUCCUCUGUUGUAAAUUUGGGAUUUUAAAACUAUUGUGUUCCAGGCAAAUGACCAUUAAUUUGAAAGUAUAUGAUACAUUUUAUUUGUGAUGUUAGGUCACUGUGAUACUUCCUAACAUACUGUUGCUUACUGUUAACAAAAAUCCAACUGUUAUUUGUUGUCCAACUUAAAAAAGUAACAUGAUGUUAACAUUGAAAUGAGGCAGGUGUUACCCGUGAAAGGGGAAAGGAUCUUUUUAUAUAUUUCUCAUUUUUUUCAAAAUUAAAUAACGAAAAUAAAUUUGAAUCUUAUUACCAAGGCAGAAAUUUCUCUAAUAUCGUGUUCACAAAUUGAUUUAAAGUAAUAAGAUAUAUAUAUGUAAGUGAAAAUACAAAGGUAACGACAUUGGCUCCUGAACGAUAAAUAUCUUGAUUUAAUAAAAAAAAAAAAAAAACUGAAAUACGGAAAUGUCUCCAAUGUCUUACAUUAGGUGUUUUGUUGUUUUAUUUAUGACAUCAUUAUCAGUGUAAUUAUAAACACACACAAUGUGUUCUUCAAUUUUUAGAUAACUUUUUUGUUAGUAUUAAAGUACAAUUAAAUUUAAAAUCUAAACAUUUCAUACCUGAAAACGACUGAUAGAUAUGUCACCAUUUCAUAUAUUGGCAUUUAAAAAUAAAAUUGUCUAUGAGUAAACAUUUAGGAAUUGUUUUGCCAUGUAUACAAACAGAGAUUGUUCCAUUUAAAGUUCCAAGCUCAGUCUCAAUCAAUCCAGAGAAAUUUGCACAGAUCGGUUUUGUAACAUACACACAUCUAGAAGUACUGGCAGAUAGAUUUGUGAUAAAUUAAUCUUAUUUUCAAUAUCAGAUUUCUCUAAUGGGACUGGAAAAAUUGACUAGGAAUUGUUACAAAUUUUAUUUGUGUUGUCUUAAUGCAUGCCAUCAAACUUUUUUCAACAAGAUGGCUGUCUACAUUGACUGGAAACCAUUGACUGGAAACUCAAAGGAUUAUUGCGCAUAUGCUUAAGAUAGAAAAUAAAAAGUUAACAAUUUUGCUUUCACUAGUAUAUAGAUUUUCUCUGUCAUUUAUAAUGGGACGAUUGAAAAAUGUACAUUUAUUAUGUAAAUUCAAAUCUUGGAAUAGAAUGUCAUUGUUUCUUGUUUGGCAAAAUAAUUGAUCUCUGGUUAGUUGCUUUAUAAAACAUUGUCUCUUGUAAUGAAUUUAUCUGACAUUAAAAUCUGUAGUUUGAUCAUAUAACAAAUUAAAAUGUUGAUUUUGAGAUUUGAACAAACCAUGUUUCUGUGAAAUUUUAAUAUGUAUAAAUGUAUUUUGUUGAUUUUCUACUUUUAUAUGUUAAGGUUUCUUUUUUUCCUGUAUUUACAAUUUUUGGUUACCAUGAAACUAACAACAAACAGGGAAACGGAAUGGCUAUACUUGUAAUCAUUACUUAAUGUUUAGAAGCAGUAACAAAAAAAUGUUUGUCUCAUAUGGACAAAUUUUACCAGGUGACUUGUUUUUAAGUCCAUUAAACAGAUUUUUUAUCUGUU
Molecule: messenger RNA, 3558 nt
Organism: Mytilus californianus (California mussel)
Lineage: Eukaryota; Metazoa; Mollusca; Bivalvia; Mytilida; Mytilidae
Product: histone-arginine methyltransferase CARM1-like
Exons: 14
Coding region: 25-1803 (592 amino acids)
Biological process (GO): peptidyl-arginine methylation
Molecular function (GO): protein-arginine N-methyltransferase activity
Source: RefSeq, a predicted model, not a curated record